Mercenaria mercenaria is the source of this 2844-nucleotide messenger RNA. RefSeq lists its product as uncharacterized. Bases 224 to 1267 code for a protein of 347 amino acids. The record is from RefSeq and is a predicted model, not a curated record. The transcript has 7 exons. NCBI's taxonomy places the organism in Eukaryota, Metazoa, Mollusca, Bivalvia, Venerida, Veneridae.
CCGUCCUAGUUUCGGUUUACAUGUAAACAAAUAGAACAGAAAAUGGUAACGUGAAUUAAAUACUAACAUUUCUUAACGUGAACCUGCUUCAAGCACAAAUAGUAAUUCAUAUUUCAUAAAUAUACAGUAUAAUGGUUAUACAGUACAGCGAAGUAAAAAAUAUCGUAAGGGUGGCACGAUAUUAAUUGAUUUAUUUUCGGAUAGCCGUAUUAUUGGGGAAAGGAUGUCUCGAGCAAUCAAACAGGUUGUUUCUCCGAAGACGAUGCGAGAGGGUGGAGGGUUUUUGGUCAGACGCCCUCUAGGUGGUGCCGUAUCCUCGUGCGAUCCGUUUUUGAUGUUGGAUCAUUUCGGGCCUGUCACUCAUGGUCCAGGGGAAGCGAUAGGAGCACCCGAUCAUCCGCACAGAGGAUUUGAAACUGUGACCUACAUAAUCGAAGGGGAAUCUCAGCACAAAGACUCACAGGGAAACACUGGGACUCUUGGGCCCGGCUGGGUUCAGUGGAUGACUGCCGGGAGUGGUGUCAUUCACUCUGAAAUGCCAACAGAAAAGAUGCAGAAAUAUGGGGGUCGUAUGGAAGGGUUUCAGCUUUGGGUUAAUCUUCCAGCCAAGGAUAAAAUGAUUCCACCUCGGUAUCAAGAUACUCCGCCGGAGAAGAUCCCAGUUGUUGAAUCACGUGACAAAAAGGUCAAGGUUAAAGUUAUCGCCGGAGAAUCAAUGGGUACAAAAGCUUACAUCGACACACGCACACCUAUCAUGUACCUGGAUAUUACCCUAGAGUCAGGUGCAAGUUUCAGCCAGCCUGUUCCUGAGACUUAUGACGGGUUUGUCUAUGUUUGGAGAGGCUCGGCAAAAAUAGGAUCUGGCAAUACCGAAGUCGGGCUGUAUCAGCUUGGUCUUCUAGGAGAAGGAUCGAAUCUAAACAUAACAGCGAACUCAGAUGGUUGUCGCUUAAGUCUGAUUGCGGGACAGCCAUUAAAAGAACCUGUGGUUUGGCAUGGACCUUUUGUGAUGAAUACUAGGGAAGAGAUAGAUCAGGUAUAUAAUGUCUACUUCACCAUGUUUAGUCAAAGAACAACUUUACAAUACAUAGAAUUUCUAUUUUUUGUUUAUAAAUUAAUUAAAACUGAAAUAGUAUGUAUGUAUGCAGGGAAACAUGAAUACAUAUAUUCGUAUGUAUGUAUGUAUGUAUGUAAACAUGAAUACAUAUAUUCUUGGACUGCUGACAGUGAAAUUAUACAUGUAUUAGCAUUGUUGUUUCGAAUAUAAUAUACAAAAAUGUGGAAAUGUUUGUACUAUUUCGUUACAUGAUAUGGAAGUAAGUUUCUCAUAAUACACAGGGUAAAGAAGAGUUUCUGCAUGCAAACUUGUUGUUUCAGGCGAUAUCAGAUUAUCACAGCGGGAAGCUUGGGAAGAUUAAAGGGGCGGAGGAGAGGAUGAGGCAGACAGAAAACGCCAGGCAGAAACAGAAACAAACGGGAACAUGGAAUAUGAGAUAAAUAGAUAAUUUUCAAACGAUUAUUAGCCAUUGUACCAUGGUUGUUUGUUGUUUGACAGUCUAUUAGACUCUUGCCAUUGUGAGGACUUGUUACACAUUGUCUUUCAUUAUAUUGCUCCAUGCCAUAGUUCUAAUAAUAGAAUGAUUGUUUUACCUUAAGCAUAAACAUAUCAUUACGCGAGUAUGAGUGUUCAUUUGUAAAAUUCGUGUAGUGUACGUGACAGGUUUAUUUUGAGAGGAAUUAGCACAGAUUCCGUGUCUGUCUUUACGACAAUGAACGGUACAAGGCAUUUUAUUUAAUUAUUAUGAACAGUUUUAAAAAUUAAAACUGUUCAAACUAUGACAUUUCGUGUCUGAUUAUUUAUGUUUUUUCUGGCAGGUUAAUUAGCAGGUUACAUAUAUGAGACUUUUCAAACCAUGACACCGUUGUCUGGAUCUAAUCAUUUAUGUUUUUAACUGCAAUUGGCAGACGUAACAUUAUUCAAACUAUGACAUCAUUGGAUGACUUUUUAUUUUUUUUUUACUGAACUUUAUAGGUGAAAAUAUUCAACCUAUGCCGUCCUCAUGUAAUUUUCUUGUUAUUUGCUGAAACUGACAGAUAAAAAAAGAACCUGUCAGCUAAUCUCUGUUUAUAUUCUGUUCUAAGCUUUUAUGUUGUUUUUGAAACAUAUUAAUGAGCCACACCAUGAGAAAACCAACAUAGUGCAUUUGCGACUAGCACGGAUCUAGACCAGCCUGCACAUCCGCGCAGUCUGGUCAGGAUCCAUAUUGUUCGCUUUCAAACCCUAUUGCAAUUAGAGGAACUGUUAGCGAACAGUAUGAAUUCUGACUAGACUGCGCGGAUGCGCAGGCUGGGGUGGAUCCAUGCUGAUGUUGGUUUUCACGUGGCACGGCUCAUUUUAAUAUUGUGCUGUUGUUACAUUUAUAUUAUAUGUAAAUGAUUAUGAAACCUAAAUGUUGGUGUUUUCUUUCCAAAUAUUUUCGCCAGUCAUAUUUCUAGCAAAGGUGUUUCAACUUCUAAAAUACUGUUUCCAAAAUAAGUGUUUUUAAACUGUACGCGCAGAUAAUAAUCGGUCGUUUUAGACCAGAAUUUCUAAGCACGAGGAGUAUUAGUAUAUGAUGAAUGAUUUGUGAAUAAGAUUCAUAUUAAAUAAUUAAAUAACUUAAUUAUAUAUGAUCUGUUUGUCAAAAUGAAGAACACUGCACAAACAACACUCUUUUCUAGGCAUCGAGUCAAUUACAUAAAUGUUGCAUCCGCUGCAUACUAGUAUACUGAUAUUUUGCGUAUGUCAAAUUACAGAAAAUGGUUUUUAUUUGCAAUAAAGUUGUUAGACAUUUCAAACAAGAA